AUGAGGAGCUUUGUGGUUUUUAGACGGUUUUUGACACAGUCAACUCGAGAACAGGUAUAUUUGGACAUAUUGAACAAGAGAUUUGACAAUGCAUUGCAAGUGAUACGAAGAACUCCCAAAAAAGAAUUGGACUACACUCUUUUGCAGACUUUUCUCUCGAAGAGUUGUCAAUGGGGUCAUAUUCAAUCCGUGGAUUACAUAUGGUACAAAUUCGUUAUGAGGCUACCGAUUUUAAUAGUUAGUCCCAAUUUAUUAUGUGAUAUUGGAAACUUAGCUCUUCAUGAAGAGAAAGGUUUUAUUCCAGAUCAACUCUAUAUCCAUUAUAUGAAGUUCCAUGAUAAAAAGAGAAGCGAACAAGAUUCAUGUAAAUACGAAUUGAUGAGAAUAAGAAUUGAGAGUUUUGCUAGAGGUACUGGGGAUAAGACUACAUUUAAAGAAAAAUGGAAAAAGUAUUUGGAAGAUAUGGAUAAUCGAUUACCGCCCACAGCUGAAAUCAAGGUACGAGAUUUCCCGUUUUUAACUAAAUCCAUGGGGGAUUCCACUAAACAAGAGAUAAUGGAGCUUUUAUUUACGAAAGGUGGAUUUCCUGUACAGAAUAGACACAGCUUACCGCUCCUAUUGAAUAUGUUUUUAUUGCAACCAAAGCAUCACAUGGAGUUCAAGAUUGCAUGUUUCCAAAGGUUUUCAGAAGUUUAUUCAUUGGGAUUAGAUGAUUCAUUAGCCAUCCUCUUUCGUCAGUGUAGAAAUGACGGAUACCAUUUAAGUAGAUUGAUGGAUUUCGCAAGAGAGAGAGGUAUCACAAGAUUAUCACCUGUGGCUUCGAAAGCUUUCUUGGAAGGAAUUUCAGGUACUAAUUAUCAUUUCAAGACAAGGGAGUAUAUAGAUUUACUUUCUAGAGAUUGA
This is a messenger RNA of Zygosaccharomyces rouxii, 903 nucleotides long. RefSeq names its product Pet122p (gene PET122). The record is from RefSeq and is a predicted model, not a curated record. Gene Ontology annotation, molecular function: translation initiation factor activity. Gene Ontology annotation, cellular component: mitochondrial inner membrane. NCBI's taxonomy places the organism in Eukaryota, Fungi, Ascomycota, Saccharomycetes, Saccharomycetales, Saccharomycetaceae. Bases 1 to 903 code for a protein of 300 amino acids. The transcript has a single exon. Gene Ontology annotation, biological process: positive regulation of mitochondrial translation.